AUGGAUCGCAAGCCCAAGCUCGAGCAUGUCGACGGUCCUCCGUCCCACACGGCCUCGCCCGCCGACUCGCCCCUGCCCUCGACCUCGUCCUACCGCGACUUUGUCCUGCGCGCCUCGGCCCCGUCCUCGUCGACCCACACCAAGUACAACGUCAUGAAGUUUGCCGUCACCGGCGGCGGCGGCGACCGCGUCAUCGACCCGCAGGACGAGAGCCAGUUCCUCCGCCCGGUCAAGCUCAACCGCAAGGACCCGCGCACCGUCCGCCGCCUCACCGACGAGGACCGCGAGCGCCACAACCAGCGCGCCAUCGAGCGCGCAGCCCGUGCCGCCGGCGUCAAGAUGGAGGUCGACGGCGACGGCGCCGUCAAGGCCGAGGACGGUGCGGCGGCCGACGGCGGCGAGGGCGACGGCGCGGCGGCGGCCCAGGACGACAAGGAGGAGCUCGACCUGUCGCUCGUCGGCAAGGGCGCCGGCGGCGCGACCAACGUCCAGCGUCGCGGUCCCGGCGGCAUGUUCAAGAAGAAGACGCGCCGCGUCUUUGUCUCGUCCGAGGAGGCCCGCCGGCUCAAGCGCGAGGAGUGGCAGCCCUGGGUCCUCGAGGACGACGAGGGUCGCGAGCGGUGGAUCGGUCGGCUCGAGGGCGGCGCGGGCGAGAUCGAGAGCAGCGCCAAGGCGCCGCAGCAGCAGAACGGCAACCGCGCCGGGCUCCAAGGGUGGCGCCCGGCGGCCGACUCGAACGCGACUGGCUCGGGCGGGAGCGCCUACGUCGCGUUCGUCUUGAGCGACAACCAGGACGAGUUCCGCGUCCUGCCCGUCAGUCGGUGGUACCGCUUCAACCAGGGCCCCAAGUACCUCACGCUCGCCGAGGAGGAGGCCGAGGAGGAGUACGCCCGUCAGCAAAAGUCGAAGGACCCGGAGCGCUGGGUCAUGCACCGCCGCAUCGCUCCGCCUCCCGGCAGCGCCGCAGCAGGCGCCACGGCCUCGUCCUCGUCCGGCGCCUCGACCCCUCGCGGCGCCGCCGCGUCGUCAUCCGCCCCGUCCGCCUCGUCGCUCCGCUCGCGCAUGCUCGCCAACUCGGCGCAGGGCUCGCGCCUCGACGUCGCCAAUCGUGCCGGCGGGCGGCCGCAGGAGGAGACCAAGGAGCUCGAGGAGCGUAUCCGCCGCGAGAUGCGCGCCGUCGAGCGGCCGGACGAGAUCCCGGACGACGACGAGGUCGACGCGCUCGAGGGCGAGGGCGAGCGGCUCAACCGCACGGGCAAAGAGAUCAAGAAGCUCGUCAAGAAGUCGGACAAGACGGGCAACUACGAGUCGGACGACGACGUCGAGAACCCGUACGCGAGUGACGACGACGACAGCGACGCCUCGGCUACGUCGCACGCCUCUGGCGCCCGCCCCGGAUCGCGCGCCGCAUCGCCGACUCGCGGUUCGUCCACCUCUCGGCCCGCCUCGCGUGCCGCCUCGCCCUCCUCCUCCGGCGCCGCCAUGCUCGCCCGCCGUGCCGCGUCGCCCUCGUCCAAGCGCAAGCGCGACGCCGGCGCCGGGAGCGACAGCGAGGGCGGCGCCUCGUCGUCGACCGCCGACGGGUCCAAGCGGCGCAAGGGCGGCUCGGGCUCGGGCAAGGGCAAGUCGCCGUCGCCUGGACCGUCGAGCGGCCUUGCGCCGGGCGCGCUCCUGAGCGAGGCCGACCUCAUCGCGUUCCUCAAGGCGCGCCCGGGCCAGACGAGCCCGACCAAGGACCUGCUUCGGCACUUUGGGCGCGCGCUCAAGGACAAGCGCAACAAGGAGGCGAUGGGCGGCCUCCUCAAGGCUGUCGCCGACUUCAAGGAGGGCAGCCUCGUGCUCAAGGCCGGGCUCUGAGCGCGAUUUCCUCUCGCGCUCGUUCUCUCGAGCUCUCGCCUCUCGCUCUCUCGUACUCUCUCCCUUGCAUCCUGCAUUGUCCAAAUCUCAUGUCGCGGACGUC
Molecule: messenger RNA, 1960 nt
Organism: Rhodotorula graminis WP1
Lineage: Eukaryota; Fungi; Basidiomycota; Microbotryomycetes; Sporidiobolales; Sporidiobolaceae
Exons: 5
Coding region: 1-1857 (618 amino acids)
Biological process (GO): transcription initiation at RNA polymerase II promoter; positive regulation of transcription elongation by RNA polymerase II
Cellular component (GO): nucleus; transcription factor TFIIF complex
Molecular function (GO): DNA binding; TFIIF-class transcription factor complex binding; RNA polymerase II general transcription initiation factor activity
Source: RefSeq, a predicted model, not a curated record